Erigeron canadensis is the source of this 660-nucleotide messenger RNA. Its product is annotated as photosystem I reaction center subunit V, chloroplastic. The coding region runs from base 117 to 563 and encodes 148 amino acids. Gene Ontology annotation, biological process: photosynthesis. Lineage: Eukaryota; Viridiplantae; Streptophyta; Magnoliopsida; Asterales; Asteraceae. The record is from RefSeq and is a predicted model, not a curated record. Gene Ontology annotation, cellular component: chloroplast thylakoid membrane; photosystem I. The transcript has a single exon.
UUUCAUAAUAUCUAAUAAUAAUAAUACCUAGCUAGCUAGCUUGUUUCUUCAUCUUCAUUUUCAGUUAUUUUGUUAUCUACAACAAUAACAUAGAUUAAUAAUAUUCGAUCCAUCCCAUGGCCACCAGUUUGUUAUCAGCGCCAACUUUCCAAGGUCUCCGACCAGUCAACAAAUUAGCCACCGACUCCUCCUUGCUCCUAAAACCCAACACACUUUCCCUUCCAGCAGCAAAGAAGUCGUCAUGUCGUCGUAUCAUCAAGGCGGAGCUGAACCCGUCUUUGGUGAUCAGUCUGAGCACCGGUCUGUCCCUCUUCUUGGGAAGGUUCGUCUUCUUUAACUUCCAAAGAGAGAACGUGGCUAAGCAAGGACUCCCUGAACAAAACGGAGUGACCCAUUUCGAGGCAGGGGAUACCCGGGCUAAGGAGUAUGUUAGUCUUUUGAAGUCCAACGACCCGGUCGGAUUCAACAUAGUUGAUGUACUUGCAUGGGGUUCUAUUGGACAUAUUGUGGCUUACUAUAUCUUGGCCACUUCUAGCAAUGGUUAUGAUCCCAACUUCUUUUAAUUCAUUAGUUAUGUGUGUACCUAUAUAUAUUCCAAUUCCUAUAUGUAUCUUGUGUUAAUUUUCACUAUAUAUUUAAGCUCUCAUGCAUUAUUCUUAA